GUCUCAAGCCUCUGAACUUUCCCGGAAGCUGAUAGUCUUUCCUUGGUGGAGCUGAUUGGCUGACUGCAAUCUUGGGCACCGCGCGGGGUUUUCUGGAGUUGUUUUGGACUGAGUUUGCAUAAAAGAGUAUGGCUAGAGAGUGUCUUCUUCUCCGCGAGCUGCUGGGCCCUCUGCACCCGGAUAAGGAUGGCGAAGAGGAGGAGUGUGUACAGGAGGAGGAGGGGGACCAGGAUUUGGAGUUUGUGGACGCCGAGGAGCUCUGCAGUGGCGGCAUCAGGGCGGGCAGCCUCCCUGGGCGCAUCCGAGUUUCUAUCCCUGAUGAGAAUACGAAAGAGAGAUGCACCGUGCAAGGACGUUUCCCGCUCAUAGGUCCUUGGUGGCGAGUGAAGGUUCGGGUUGCAAAGCCUGGGCGAUCCAAGGUCUACCAAGCUCAAGGAUUUCCUUCCUACUUCCUACAGUCUGAUAUGUCACCAUCUCAUCGAAAAAACAUCUUUUCACUGUUUCUUAAAGAAUGUAACUAUGCACUCAGAGAUGAAUUUCUAAAAUGGGUAGAGAAAGUGUCAGGCUAUGAGAAUCUAAACUUUGAAAAUCUGCGGGAGACAUUAAGGAACUUUGGUGGAAAAACUGAAGAGAAAAGUGAAAAGCAGUCCACACAGAAUGAACGGAAUGAGAUGAGAUUGCUCGUGGAGGAAUCCUUCCCGUUUGUAAGUGUAAUGACAGCUUUGCAGUUUCCAAAAGUCAUGGAAUUCCUUCCAACUCUUCUUCCUCGACACUUUAGAAAGCUUAUCAGCUCAAGUUCUGAAGAGGUGUUGCAAAAGAUAGAAGAGGCUUUGGGUACACAUCCAUGGAAGCUUGGGUUCCGAAGAGUGACCUACCGGGAGAUGAAGCUUUUGUCCUGCGAGGCCAGCUGGACAUCAUUCAGUCAGUGUCCCUCCCUGUUCCAGCUGAUGACUGAGCAGCAGAAGAAUGCAUUGGUCAUAUAUUCUAAGCUGAGGCAGACAUGUAGAGAAGAUGGGCACACUUAUGUUGAAGUAAAAGACUUGACUUCGGCGGUGUCAGAGCACAUGUCUUUCCAAGAAGCGUGUGGGUCUCUGGAGUUUAUGAAGGGCCUUGACGUGGUGACCUAUGAGAAGGACUGCAUCUUUCUUUCUGAACUGUACGAGGCUGAGCAAGGCAUUGCCUCCUCCAUCUGUGAACUGAUGGACAGGCGCCCGUGGCAUUUACAAGUGGACGUGAAAAACGUCCUGGCAUCAAUUUGCAGCGGGGAGCCCAAAGAUUCAGGAAGUGCUGAGGCAGCGGAAGGAAAUGAACCGGAUAACGUGGGGCUAGAACAGGGCGAGAAUGUUUCAGACCCACAGGGCAGUGGUGACCAUGUUAGCAAUAAUGGCGGUCAUGAAAUGGAUGCAGAAAUAAGUGAUGUCCCACUGGAUCAAGAUCAGGUGGCUGCACUGGAAAUGAUUUGCGCCAAUGCCGUGACGGUUCUCAGCGGGAAAGGUGGCUGCGGGAAGACCACCAUUGUUAGCCAUCUCUUUAAGCACGUGCAGCAGCUGGAAGAAAUUGAAGUGCAACAAGCUUGUGAGGAUUUUGAGCAAGACUGGGAUGCCUCAGAAGAAUGGCUUGCUUUUCCUAAGCAGAGUCCAGCAGCCGUGGACAAGGCUAUACAGGUUUUGCUCACGGCGCCUACCGGGAAAGCAGCUGCUUUAUUGAGGCAGAAAACCCAUCUUCUGGCUUACACGCUGUGUCAGGUCAAUUAUAGCUUCUAUUUUUGGAGGAAACAUAAUGAGGGAAUGCCAUGGAAAUUCUCAACAGUUCGAGUCCUGGUUGUGGACGAAGGGAGUUUGGUGUCUGUCGGGAUCUUCAAAUCAGUAUUAAAGAUACUGUGUGAGCAUGCCAAACUCUCUAAGCUUAUAAUCCUUGGUGAUAUUAGACAGUUACCCAGUAUCGAACCUGGCAACGUGCUGCAGGAUGUUUUUGAGACUCUGAAGUCAAGAGGGUGUGCCAUUGAACUAAAGACAAACCACAGGGCAGAGUCCCAGCUGAUCGUGGACAAUGCUACGAGAAUCUCCAGGCGUCAGUUUCCAGAAUUUGAUGUAGAACUAAGUAUCACUGGUAAUCCCACAUUACCCAUCUCCAUUCAAGAUAAGACAUUUAUUUUUAUCAGACUCCCUGAAGAGGAUAGCAGUUCCCAGUCUUCUAAAGGCGAACACCGAUCUAAUUUAUAUUCUGCAGUUACAACUUUGCUUCAAGGAAAGGACUUUGAAAGUGCAAAAACAUCACAAUUUAUUGCAUUUAGAAGGCAAGAUUGUGACCUCAUCAAUGACUGCUGCUCUAAGCACUACACAGGCCAUUUAAUUAAAGACCACAAGAAGAGGCUCGUCUUUAGAGUUGGUGAUAAAAUCUGUUGUACCCGGAAUGCAUACCUCUCUGAUUUACUCCCUGACAAGGAUGAGGAAGCUUUCAGGAAAGGCUUUGAUCUUGUCCUUUCUGAUGCUGCCCCCUCUGAUGCUGCCCCCUCUGAUUUCAAAAGCAAGCAGAGUUUUGAAAGUGGCAUUCGACUGUGUAACGGGGAAAUAUUUUUCAUAACAAAGGAUGUAACUGAUGUCACUUUCAAAAGAAAACGACUUUUGACGAUCAAUAACGAGGCUGGCUUGGAAGUGACUGUGGACUUUGGCAAACUCAUGACGAACUGUCAGAUAAAGCACGCCUGGGCUAGGACUAUUCAUACUUUCCAGGGGUCGGAGGAGAGCACAGUUGCCUAUGUAGUGGGGAAGGCAGGCCGCCAGCACUGGCAGCAUGUGUACACCGCAGUGACCAGGGGCCGCUCCAGAGUGUAUGUCAUCGCCAAAGAAUCCGAGCUCAGGAGCGCCAUCCGGAAGCGCAGCUUCCCCAGGAAGACGCGUCUGAAGCACUUCUUGCAGAAGCAGCUCCUCUCCAGCGCCCACGCAUCUCCCACUGGCAUUCUAUCCCAGCCUGCAAGCCCUAGAGCUGGAGAAAGACCCAGCACACAGCCUCCAGUCUCACCCUUCUGUAGAACCCCAGACAAGAGAGCUACUCCAAACAAUGCCAGGGGUGAAGCAUCUUCAGCCACCAAGGAGACGUUUGCCCUUUAUGAAGGAUGGCUGUCAACUUCUUUUAGCGACAUAGAUACAGACGAGGAGUCAGGGCAGCCUAGAGGGUCCAAAAGAACUGGUGAUGGCUUCCCAUUUGAUGAAGAAAGCCCCAGUAAAUUCCGUUUGGUUGAAGAAUCAUCUCCACAAGUGUCUUCUAGAUUUCAGAAUUUGAGGUUGAGUAACCUAACCCCUCGACAACUUUUCAAACCCACUGACAAUCAAGAAACGAUUAAGUCAGGUGUGGUGGGUCACACCGAUAAUCCCAGCAAUCAGGAAGCUGACACAGGAGGAUCUUGAGUUCCAGGCCAGCCUGGGUAACAGGAGGAGCCUGAGUCCCAGGCUAACCUGGGCAACAUCAUGAGACCAUGUACAGGCACCACCACCAAUGAAAACCUCCAAACAGAAAGAAUUUUACUUUGUAUUGCUCAAAGUAAUUAUUUUUCCUGGGUGCUGGAGAGAUGGCUCAGUGAUUAAGAGCACUGGCUGUUCCUCUAGAGGUUCUGAGUUCAAUUCCCAGCAACCACAUGGUGGCUCACAGUCAUCUAUAACAGGAUCAAAUGCUCUCUUCUGUCAUUUCCCUUCAAGACAAAGUAGACAUUUUAGCUUCAAUGUUCCAAGCUAUGAGAAGAUGAUUUGUAAACUGGAAUUUUAGAUUGGGGCAUUGUAUUUUGGGCAUUUUUACUUGUAUUUUUAAAUCUGCAUUUUAAAACUUAUUAUAAAUUUACCCGAUCAAAGCAAACUGUGCAAUCUCAUCCUCUGUCCUCAAGACAACAGUUAACACCGGACAGAGAUUGUGGGGAAAGAUGCCGUGUGCUUAGAACUCUCCCAUUUUAGGGGUGUGGUACAUUUUGUGAUAAUGCUGCGUGACCUGAAGCAGUAGCAAAGGUGGGGUGACCUGUUGCUAGCCACUCAUUCAGGGGUGCUAUGUUUACCACAAGGGGGUCCUUUACAAGGCCUUCUCUCACUCCAGCCCUGCUCCUGGGACCCAGCAUUCUUAGGACUUUCCUUAGCUGUGCCUUUUCCUAGUUGGGAGUAAGUCUUGAAUAUAUCCCAUUGUAGGAGACCUUUCUCUUAAAGCAGAUUGUUUUUUUUUUUUUUAAGUAUUUAUUGCCAAGUGGUACUGUCGUUUGAAUGUGUCUCCCCACACACGUGUGGGUUGUACUGUGGUAGUGGGUACCUGCUAAAAGUCACUUUUUGCUGUCAUGAGUUUUUUUUUAAUUUUAUAUUUUAUAUUUUUUAUUCUUUUUGCCAUGCGAUGGCAAGUCCUCCUUAGAUGUGCACACCUGGCUAUAGGCACUCCUUGUCUUACACAUUGCUUUAUUGCAAUUCUCAGAUAGUAUGUUACUUUUACAUUGCCACUCUCCUAGAGCUCAGGCCAUAGAAAUUUCUGGCAACAAAGUAUUUUAGUUAAUGUGUGCACAUUGCUUCAUUUUUACAUAAUCUGUUGUGUUUUCCUGUUAAGACUGCCAGGAUAACACAGAGACAUUUUUCUUUCUUUUCUUUUUCUUUUUGGGCUGGGGCUUGAGCCCAGGACUCAUACAUUCUAAGCAAGUACUUUACUACUGAAUUGCAUCUCUAGCCCUAAACCUAGCUUUUAUAUGAGAAGCAAGCAAACAAAGCAAUUGUGUGACUCAUCUGAAUGUAAUAUUCUCUUAUUGCUGUGCCAUGAUGGGUUCUAAUCUGCCGUGUCUCCAAGACACGCCUUUGUGAGCAAUAAAUGCACUAUUCUAUUUA
Messenger RNA from Mesocricetus auratus (golden hamster), 4844 nucleotides. RefSeq names its product DNA helicase B (gene Helb). The coding region runs from base 129 to 3407 and encodes 1092 amino acids. The transcript is spliced from 13 exons. NCBI's taxonomy places the organism in Eukaryota, Metazoa, Chordata, Mammalia, Rodentia, Cricetidae. The record is from RefSeq and is a predicted model, not a curated record.